Molecule: messenger RNA, 443 nt
Organism: Strongylus vulgaris
Lineage: Eukaryota; Metazoa; Nematoda; Chromadorea; Rhabditida; Strongylidae
Source: the annotation of a GenBank genome assembly
AUGAACAUCGACACUGCAAUUCCGCCACCUAAGCGCAUAGGUGUUGAAACUCAUACAGGUUACGAUAUUCCACGGGAUACGAUAAUUCGUGACGGUUCUAAGCAGAAAGCAAUUUUUAGUGCCCGAUCAGCACGACAAUCCGUGGAGUCGAAUGGCUCCCUUGCCAAUGGUAUGAAUGAUUACCUCAUUCCUUCGACCUCGACAAAACUCGUCCCCGAUUCACCUCGGAUAGUCAUCACAUCCCCAGAUGACGAUCCUUUGCCCUCGCCUUUUAGCCUAAAAGUCGACAAGGAUGUUUUGUCCCGAAUUAAUCACCACAAGCGGCAUGCAGUCGAACCGCCUCCUUCUACCGACCGUAGCUUUUUGUUAGCUGUCGUUGUAGCAGCUGCAGUGGUCUUGGUAGUGAUAUUGUUGAUAUAUCUAUAUUUUAAGCUUGGGUAGAU